Cynocephalus volans (Philippine flying lemur) is the source of this 3909-nucleotide messenger RNA. RefSeq names its product membrane associated ring-CH-type finger 5 (gene MARCHF5). The record is from RefSeq and is a predicted model, not a curated record. NCBI's taxonomy places the organism in Eukaryota, Metazoa, Chordata, Mammalia, Dermoptera, Cynocephalidae. Bases 313 to 1149 code for a protein of 278 amino acids. Gene Ontology annotation, molecular function: zinc ion binding; ubiquitin protein ligase activity. Gene Ontology annotation, cellular component: mitochondrial outer membrane. The transcript has 6 exons. Gene Ontology annotation, biological process: protein polyubiquitination; regulation of mitochondrial fission.
UCCUCCGCCGGCAACAACUCGGCGCCCGCGGUCCAUGGACCGGAACCCAGGGCCGACGAGCAGGAACCCGGGCCGCGAUCGCCGCCUCCCCGCCCCAGGCUCCUCCUCUUCGCUCCCCACCGCCUCCUCCGGAGCCCCGCAGGCCGCGCACAGCCACUGCCGGACUCGCGGAGCCGCCCCGGGAGGCUGGGUGGCGAGUUCGCGACUGUCGCCGGUCUGAGGCCUACUCCGCCGCCUCUCAGUGCUAUUGUCCCUGGGCUUGGCCGUGACCGGGUCCGCCGAGGAGGGACAAGUGUGCCGGCUCGGCAGAAGAUGCCGGAACAAGCCCUACAGCAGAUGUUGGACAGAAGUUGCUGGGUGUGUUUUGCCACUGAUGAAGAUGAUAGAACAGCUGAAUGGGUGAGACCAUGCAGGUGCAGAGGAUCCACAAAAUGGGUUCACCAGGCUUGUCUACAGCGCUGGGUGGAUGAAAAACAAAGAGGAAACAGUACAGCCAGAGUGGCAUGUCCUCAGUGCAAUGCUGAAUACUUAAUAGUUUUUCCAAAGUUGGGUCCGGUUGUUUACGUCUUGGAUCUUGCAGAUAGACUGAUCUCAAAAGCCUGUCCAUUUGCUGCAGCAGGAAUAAUGGUGGGCUCUAUCUAUUGGACAGCUGUGACUUAUGGAGCAGUAACAGUGAUGCAGGUUGUAGGCCAUAAAGAAGGUCUGGAUGUUAUGGAGAGAGCUGAUCCUUUAUUCCUUUUAAUUGGACUUCCUACUAUUCCUGUCAUGCUAAUAUUAGGCAAGAUGAUUCGCUGGGAGGACUACGUGCUCAGACUAUGGCGCAAAUACUCAAAUAAGCUACAAAUUUUGAACAGUAUAUUUCCAGGAAUUGGUUGUCCUGUUCCUCGAAUUCCAGCUGAGGCUAAUCCUUUAGCAGAUCAUGUCUCCGCUACCCGAAUUUUGUGUGGAGCCCUUGUCUUUCCUACUAUUGCAACAAUAGUUGGUAAACUGAUGUUCAGUAGUGUUAACUCUAAUUUACAAAGGACAAUCUUGGGUGGAAUUGCUUUUGUUGCCAUAAAAGGAGCAUUUAAGGUUUACUUCAAACAGCAGCAAUAUUUACGUCAGGCACACCGCAAAAUUCUAAAUUAUCCAGAGCAAGAAGAAGCAUAAAACUGUGACUUCCAGUUUUCUGCAGUCCUCUCAUCCUUAUGAGUUUGUUUUGUUGUUUUAAUUCCAUCAUUAAUGUGCUUGUGGAGAUUUGUGAUAAGCUGCUGCUCCUAUAUUUUUUAAGAAAUACAAUAAAGCACUUAGGGCAGGGGAAAUCUCAGUAAUCACGGAACCUAAGGAUAUGAUUUGUUUUCAUUGUGUUGUAUGUACUUCUUUUAUGGUAGUCAUCUGAACCAUUAUCUUAGCAUGGUAAACCUGCUUAUAUUUUCUCCAGACAGAAAUGUAAAGAUCAAACUGCGCAAAUAUUAAAAAAUGCACUGCUGUUUUAUUCAAAUGCCUCUUUUGUACAUGUUCAUGUUCAGUGUUUUCUUAUAAUCAGCAACUCAAUGAAGGUAUUGUGAGGAUUUUUCUCACUGGCAUAAUUUGAUUACAUGCUAAACAGGAACAUAUGUUAAUAUGCGGAAAUGUAAAUUAAAUUAGUUAUAAAUAACAAACCAAAAAUGUAUGUAAACAUUCAGAUGAUUAUCUGAACAAAUGAGAUUUUGUUGUGUUUUCUUUAAUCUAUAUGUUCUCCAAAAGGUAUAGAGUAAAAAUUCACAGGGCUUCCAGAUCACUUUUUCACUAUUAAAUUUUAUUUAUAUAAUGUUGACAUCUCAUAGUUCAUAAUGUAAUUUUGACUCAUGCAGUCUUGAUUACAGUGUGUGUGUGUCUGUGUAAUCAGGUCCUUCCAUCUCUGGAGUAAGUUUUUAAAUCCAUAUUUCUAUAAAUUAGAGCUGCCAGUUUAUAGUAGUUUGAGCAGAGAACAAUUUGCAAAAAAAUAAUAAUAAUAAAGUUAUUUUGCUCUCUCACUGAUUCAGUUAUUCAGAUAUUUGUCGAUCACCAACUUUUUGCCCAAGCACUGUGCAAAGUGCUAUGCAAAACUGGUGAACAAGAUAGAGUUGGUCCCAGCUCUUACAGAGUUUACAGUCUAGUUUCAGCAGAUAGAAAACCAGCAGUGAGUAAACCAAGGUGAGGCCUUGAGCUCUUUUCUUUUAUAUCAGUCAGAGGAGAUAAUUAUGAAGACAAGAAGUCUUGAGUAAAUAUUGAUGUCAUUGUUUUUGGCUUAAGUUUAUUAUAGAAAAUCAAUAUUAAUGUUUUUAAAUUUUAAUUGCUUGUCAUAUUGAUGAGGCUAGCACCUUAUUAAUCACUUUUCAACUAGUUUUAUAUUCAUUUUUCAAAAAAGCAAUUAUUUAUUUUAAGCAAUUUUCAAUAGAGUAGACAUUUUAAUGUUGUUCAGCAAUCUGAGUGGUCUUGCAGUUACUUUCAUUAAUUAAAAUUAAAUUUCUUAAAGUUCCAAAAACCUUAUUUAUUUUCUUGUUCAAAGUUAUCUAAUGCAUGACAAUAGUAAAUGUUUCCCCUUACUGAUAAGCGGCCACUUCUCUUUAGGAGUGUAGCAAAUGUAGAUUAAGUUUUGCUAGAUUGCAAUAACGUAUGUUAACUUUAGUAAUUAAAGACUGGUACCUUUCUAUAGAAUGAAUGUCUUAAUUUUGAAUUAUAACAUGUGAUGUUUAUGUGAAUGGCUGUUGAACAUUCAAAAGUUGUAAUUUGGGGAGGAAGAGAAGAUUUGAUUGACAAUGAGCCUAUUAAGAACACUGCUACAGUUCUGAAGGGGAAAUAUAAAAUCUAUGAUUAUGUAUAAAAAUAACAGAUUAUAUAGCUGCAAUUAUAAAAAAAAAUUGGCUUUUCUUUCAUUUCCAAUGUGAAAAGAUAUAUUAAAUGGAUAUUUCCUGCAUAAUUUUGUUAUAUAGAAUAGCUUUUAGGCAGCAUUUACUAAAGUUAUGCAAGCACACUUUAAUGCCCAAGAUGGAGAGUAGCUGCUUGGGUUUAUUGGCAUCAGGGCUUGUAAUAGCCAGGAAACAACUUGAGUCCUUUUGGGGCAGGAGGGAGGGAUUUCUAGGGCUGUGGGGAGGGAACUGCAAGUGCCUGGGGACCAGAGUGGCCUCUAGUCCUGGAAUUGAACACUUUUAAAUCUAAAGAGCCUUCGCUCGAGAAAUACCAUGUGCCAGCCUUUCUAGGAAGGUGGCCUGCCCCACCGUGAAGCAAAGGAGGAGCAUGGGCAGACUUACAGUUGGAUGGACCUGCGUUCGAAUCCUAAUUCAGCUUUUAAUAUCUGUAUGUAUGACCUUGACCAAGUGACUUAACUUUCUCUCAGCUACAGUUUUCUUCAUCUCUGAAAUGCAAGUAAUACUUAUCUCAGAAGACUGUUUCUAGGAUUAACUGAGAAAUUAAAGGAACAGAGUAACUUUAGGCUCAGAAUAGCCCCUAUAGAGCAGUAGUUGUUUCUUAAUCGCUAAAUAGUCUGUUUGCACUAUAGGAAAAGGGAAUGAAGAGGUAAAAGAAAGACAUUAGGGGCAAAUUAAGGAGAUGAUGUACACUUUUGGGGUGGGUGGGUAUAUUUUAUGUUUUCCAGUUUAUUUUCAUAUUGCUUUAUUGUGUUAUUUCUAGAAACUUUAAUGUUUUAAACCUUUUAUAAAAACCAAUUAUGACUUGUAGAAUUUUGUUCUUUGCAGAAGUUAACUUAUCUCCAUUCAAAGUCGCUGGAAAUAUUGUUCAUCAUUACAUGAUUAUCAAAUGACUGUGAAGAAUAUAUAAUUAAACUUAGUGACUUAAUUGUCACUGCCUUGCUAACUCUGCUGUAAUUUUUUUAAACGUCUUGUUUUUAAUAUAGCAGACUAUCUCAGUACUGGCUGGAUUAGGUUGAAUAAAGAAUUUUUAUGUUCUCUA